This is a messenger RNA of Pollicipes pollicipes, 833 nucleotides long. RefSeq lists its product as uncharacterized. The record is from RefSeq and is a predicted model, not a curated record. Gene Ontology annotation, molecular function: protein binding. NCBI's taxonomy places the organism in Eukaryota, Metazoa, Arthropoda, Thecostraca, Pollicipedomorpha, Pollicipedidae.
GUUCGGUCAGUUCCAGCACAGCGAGCCGCUCAUACACCGGGUGUGCGGCAUCAUGGACACCAACGCCUACGAGAUCCGGCUGCCCGAGAUCAACGUGCAGGGCAUCUACCCGAGGGCGGCGCUGUUCGAGCACAACUGCGUGCCCAACACGCACCGCACCUUCGACGCGGACCUUACGCUGGUGGUGCGCGCCGCUGUCGACAUCGAGAAGGGAGAACAUCUCUCCAGCAUCUACACGGACAACCUGUGGGGUACGUGGGAGCGGCGUGAGCACCUGCUCAACAGCAAACACUUCCUGUGCGAGUGCGCCCGCUGUGCCGACCCCAGCGAGCUGGAUACCCAUCUCAGCUCGCUGAAGUGCACUCAGUGCCAAGACGGCUUUAUUCAGCCAUCCGACCCGCUGGACUCGGACUCGUACUUCACGUGCGACACGUGUGGGGCGCACGUGUCGGCGGUGCCGGUCCGCGCCACGCUGGAGGAGCUGCAGGCGGAGGUGGACCGCGUGGAGGAGGACCCCAGCAUCGCCGCCUGCGAGACGCUCGUCUGGGCUUGUUCCAAGAUCUUGCACCCUAACCACUACCUGAUUCUGGACCUGACCUACCCUCUGAUGCACCUGUACAACAGCUCCGAACCGCUGUCCCGCGAACAGCUCGACAGGAAGGAGCAGCUCUGCAAACAGUUUCUGCGAAUCGCCGACGUGCUCACACCUGGAAUCUCAAGGCUUCGAGGCAUCGUACUGUUUGAGCUUCAGCAAAGCACUGAUGCAAAGGGCACGUACAUUGUACAACUGCAAGGGAGACAGGAUAAAAGAGGAGCUCAUCAGCAAGUUCAAG